AUGGCCACCUCAACCCCACUCCUCUUGCUUGUAUGCAUCUUGCUACACCUUGCUUCAAACUUGGUUAAUGCCUACUCAACAGAGAAAUACUACCAUACUCCCCAACCCAUCUCAAAGAAUAUUCCCAAGAGUCCUAAGAAAGCAUUCCUCAAUAAGAUAGACUCUUGCUGGCGGGCCAAACCAAAUUGGGCAUCAAAUCGCAAAGCCUUGGCUGAUUGUGCAAUUGGCUUUGGCAAAGAUGCCAUUGGAGGCAAGUAUGGAGCAAUAUAUCUAGUCACAGAUCCCUCUGAUGACCCUGCAAACCCAAAACCAGGCACACUUCGUUAUGGUGCAAUCCAAACAGAGCCCCUUUGGAUCAUUUUUAAAAAGGACAUGGUUAUUACACUCAAGAAUGAGCUUAUAAUGAAUAGCUACAAGACUAUUGAUGGGAGAGGAGCUAAAGUGGAGAUUGCAAAUGGGCCUUGCAUUACAAUACAAGGUGUUAGCCAUGUUAUUAUACAUGGCAUUAGCAUCCAUGAUUGUAAACCAGGCAAGGCUGGCCUUGUGAGGAGUACUCCUGAACAUGUUGGCCAUCGUCAAGGCUCUGAUGGAGAUGCCAUUAGUAUAUUUUCUUCCUCAAAUAUUUGGAUUGAUCAUUGCUUUUUGGCUCGUUGCUUCGAUGGCCUAAUUGAUAUUAUUCAUGCCUCAACUGCCAUUACCAUUUCUAACAAUUACUUUACCCAGCAUGACAAAGUUAUGCUGCUAGGACACAAUGACCAUUACACAGCAGAUAAAAUAAUGACAGUAACAAUAGCCUUUAACCGAUUUGCUACUGGCCUAACAGAAAGGAUGCCAAGGGUAAGAUUUGGUUAUGCCCAUGUGGUCAACAACAAUUACGAUGAGUGGAAAAUGUAUGCUAUAGGCGGCAGUGCUAACCCAACCAUUUUAAGUGAAGGGAACUUUUUUAUGGCUCCAAAUAACCCAAAUGCAAAACAGGUUACCAAGAGGGAAAUGAAGGAAAACUGGAAGAGUUGGAAAUGGAGGUCUUCUAAGGAUUUAUUCCUAAAUGGUGCUUAUUUUGUAGCAUCAGGGUAUGGAAGUUGUGCCCCAAAUUAUUCACCUACUCAAUCUUUUACUGCUGUUCCAGCGUACAUGGUGCCUGCAAUAACUCUCAAUGCAGGUCCCUUGAGUUGUUUUGUUGGGAUAGCAUGUUAG
Gastrolobium bilobum is the source of this 1194-nucleotide messenger RNA. RefSeq names its product putative pectate lyase 2. Gene Ontology annotation, molecular function: pectate lyase activity. The transcript is spliced from 4 exons. The coding region runs from base 1 to 1194 and encodes 397 amino acids. The record is from RefSeq and is a predicted model, not a curated record. NCBI's taxonomy places the organism in Eukaryota, Viridiplantae, Streptophyta, Magnoliopsida, Fabales, Fabaceae.